AUGCCUGAUGGCACAAUCAGGUACCCAAAUAGGAUGAAAUGCACCUUCUGGGAAAACRCAAGCAGUGGCAAAGAUAAAUCGAGAAUAAGUCUCAACAAUAACAUGAACAUAGCAAUUUUUGCCAAACUGARGGAUAUGUUGAGAAAAACUCUUCAAGGGUCUGAGAGUGAAGAACUGGAAAUAGCACCAUCUGAGCUACCAUCUUUGGUGCCAUUUGGGGAUGUGGUUGGCUGCCUGGCUGUUCAUGUAAAGAACUGCAGAAAUUUUGCACAGAGGAUCACUUCACAACCUUUCAUCGAUUUGUUCAUUCGCAUCUCUGUAAACAACAUUAUGAAAUCUACAAAGCGUCGUAUCUUACUGCUUAGAAGUAGUGAAAAGAGCACUGCAGUUCGGUUUGAUGAAAUUAAGUAUUUUUCUGUGCAGGUUCCCCRACGUCAAGAUGAUACACGGAAUAAUAUUUCCUUGGAACUAAUGCAACAUAGCAAGACAGAAGUUUAUCCUGUCUUAUUAGGGAAUGCUGAGGUACAUCUUUAUGAAGUAAUUCAGAAAGGGUGCUUUACUGAAGAAUUACAGUUAUUGAAUAAAAAUACAUUUAUCUGCAGGUUGGAGGUGGAAUUUAUGUUCUCCUAUGGAAAUUUUGGUUAUGGAUUUUCACAUCAGUUAAAACCUCUUCAAAAAAUUGUUGAACCAUCUAUGUUUAUGAAUAUUGCACCACCUCCAGAAAGAACAGAUCCCCUAACAAAUGUUAUUACACCACGACCAGUAGAAUAUCCAGCAUUUUUAUCCCCAGACCUGAAUGUUACUGUUGGGACUCCAACUACUUYGAAGGAGACAAACCAGACACCUGUUGUGCGGCUUGAAAAACUUGAGCAACAACCCCGGGAAAGGCUGGAAAAAAUGAAAAAAGAAUAUAGAAAUCUGGGUACAUGGAAAGAAAAAGUUGACUAUUUAGAAAACAUUCUGAACCCAAAAUUGGAACCUAAAGAAUCUUCGGAAAGUAAUUUAGAUGAAGACCUUGAAAGUGAGAGUAAUGAUUUAGAUGAAGAGAAGCCUGAAAAUAUCACAACAUUAUAUAUCCCUGUUAAAGACAAUGAACCUGAAAUUACUCCAAGUGAGUUGCUGGGUGAUGAUAAUAAAGAAGGCGUACCUCCAUCAACUUCGAGCCUAUUGGACCAAGAUUAUUCAAUUCUUGCUACUCCUGAGAGUGUUAUGUCAACACCUCUACCCUCAGACUCUCUACUGCCCUCYAUUCCUAGGCAGGAAAAAACCCUACUGGAAAAAAUACCAUUUUUCAGUGAAGGCCAAUCAGAAGUCAUGCCAGAGGAAAGGAGAAGUAUACCAUUUCUAACAGAUGCAAAAUCAGAUGACACACAUCGAAGCAUUUUAAAAGCAAUUUCAGCUCUAUCAGAGGUGGCUUUUUCAUCAAAAGAAUACUUUCCAUCACAUUUCAGACCAGAAUAUAUAGAAUUGAAACCAAAAUAUCAGAAUUUCUUAUUUAUAUUGCARUUUCAGAAAUUCAACAAAGGCGGUUUUGAUCCUUUUCUAAGGAACAUAAACAAGAUGUCGGUCAGGAAAAGGAAAGACCAAGAUAUAUACCAGUUUARAAAUGUUUUAAGUCAGGAGGUUAUAGAGCAUGAAGACCAAGAUCCUCCUUACCCAACACGUUCAAAACCUGGAGGAUAUAGCAGUGUAUCCUGGGCCCAUGAUCCUGAUACCUUCCCAAAAAAGAAUAAGUCAGCUUGUGAUCCUACUAUCAAUGCAAUGAAAACUUUGGACCCUAAGAGUAAGCCAGCCCAUGAUCCUGCUAUCAAUACAAUGAAGACUUUAGACCCUAAUAAUAAGUUAAAAGAAAAACUACCAAGUUUAACUUUACCAAGCUUAAGAGAACCACCAAUGACUGGAAACAUAAAUACCUUUUGCCUCUCAAAKUCAUUAAAUUUUACCCCUCAUAUAGAAAAUUUAAAACAAUCAAUAGUGCUCAAGUCAAUUUUAAGUAAAAAUCUGCAAGAUCUUUCAGAUAAGUUAUUUUCUAAACCAGAAGUUUGUCUGAACACUGAAGCAAUGAAGAAAAGUAGUUCUUCACAUCUAUGCAUUCAGGACAAACCAGUCAGUGAUUUGGAAAUAAAAGCAUUGGAACCAAUUCAAGAUUUAAACUGCCAGCUUUCAGAAAAAGACAUUUCAAAGUCAAAGUCUCUUUUAAAUCAAGUAAUUAAAAACAUCACCUCAGAUUUACUUUCAGAAGGUAAACCAGGAAAAUCUCCAGAUGUAGAAGACGUUGUCUCGGAGGCUGAUGGAAUAGAUUUUUCAAUGAAAAAGAAAAGUUGUUUCAAAAAGAAACAUAUAACAAGUGAAGUGUCUAGCCCUAUGCUGGGUUUCAGUGGAAGUAUACACGACUAUAUUAUAAAGCAAAUAUUCACUGCACCUAUCUUUUCACUGUUGGAAAAAAGCAUGAAAGAACUGAGUGAGACACAGAUGAACCUGCAGGAUCAGUUACUCAAAUCUUGGGAGACAAAAUUGUCUUCCAAUAUUCUAGUUAACUAUGGAGAUAAGGAUGAUGAAAUAAAAUUGCCACAGCCCAAAUCUGUGAUAAGCGAGAUAAUACAAGCAUUUCCUAUAGAUACACUUUUAGAAUCUGGGAUAAUCAAAGUGAUGGAACUAGAUAAAGAACAACAGAUGGGUGCUUUGGUAGAUACAGAGAAAUCCUCUUCUGAAGAAACCCUCAGGGAUUCCACAGAAGAUGAUUCAGAAAUCAAAUGCAAAACACAAUUUCUUUCAAGACCCAGUGUUCCCAAAGAAGGCACUUCUUCUAUACGUAGAGUUGAAUUUGUAGAAGACAGACAAAACAUGUUCCUACAUGAUUCAGAAUAUCAUUCAACACCAGACAUAAAAACAGAUUUGUCACGUCAGGGGCUUGAUGGAGAARAAAGUGACCUAAUGUUUGAUUUAGAAAGUUUCAGUAACUUGCUAACAGAUAACCUUCAUGAGUCUGAUCCACCAAUGUUACAAUCCUUUUUAAAAAACGUAUUUAAUGCUUUUUUCAAAUAUAAUCAGCCUGAAAGAAGACAGCAACCAGAAAAGGAAUUAGAAAAUCUAAUUCAACAUUCUUUUCCAACUUACAUAGAACACUCUGAAGAAAUUCAAGGGGAUUCAGAUAAAGCAGACAGAUUAGACAGAAAAGCUGUUUUGAGUCCAAAGCUACGUGUGUUUCUAGAAGAACUCUCAGAGUCAGAAAUUAAAAAUUUAAAAUCUGAAUUGAGUAAACAUAUACAGCAUUAUCUUGUAGAAAGACUUUCAGAAUCAGGACAUAUCACCAAGGAGGAUUUACCAAAAAUCUACCAAAAUCUGUAUCUGAUGAAUGAGAAAGAACUGAAAGAACAAAAUGCUUUUCCAGGGAAAUAUUCAGAAACUGUUAAAGAAAUCAUGUCUUUUGUAAAUAAAUUUAAUCAUCAAUUCAUAGAUAAACAUUUAGAAAUAAAGCUAAGAUCUUUUUUAAAUGAAAUUCUCCAAAACUAUUUCCUUACAAACUUUGCAGAGAGCAGUUUAUUUAAUGAGACAGAAUCCAUGACUAUCCACUCAAACAUGUCUUCUCUAAGAACCCAAAGUGCCUCAUUAUCUCCUCAUGAUAUUUCAAGGGGGAGUUUUGGUAGAAGGCUUGAAAUAAACAUGAAAUAUCCUUUAAAUCAACCUCUACAAAGCCUACUUAAAGCUUUAUCAGAAAAUGACUUCUUAAAUUUAAAAGAUGAUUUAAGCAAACAGCUCCAGAGACUUUUUAUAGAAAAGCUUUCAAAAUUAGGACUAAUGACAGAGAGGCAAUUAGAGGGGGUCAACGAGCAUGUAAGCUUAAGUGAUUCUGAUUCAAUACCAUUAAAAUAUAUAAAAACAGAUUUACCUUUCCGAGAUGAAAAUUACUUUGUGGGGGAGCAUUCAGAAAAGCAAAGUAAAUAUUCAAAACUUGGUCAAAACACUUUACCAAAGGUUUCUGAGGAUAAACGUAUCAGACCAGAAUUGGUCAGAACUGAAGAAAAGGACUAUUCUUCUUUGAAAAAUUUAAAAGAGAAUCCAUCAACAAUUAGGGAACAGAAAAAUUAUUUCCCUGGAGAAGGAAUUAAAGCAAUAAGUUUAAUAAAAGUACAGCCUUCCAACAAAAAUAUCCAGGCUGUUCCAUUAAAUAAGUCAUCAGACAGAGCUACAGAUAUAUUGUUUAAGAAAUACAAGAAAGAACAUGAUUUCCUGCAAUUUCCUCGAGCAGAAAAUUGUAUUUAUACAACAGAGAUUCAAGACCCAUACAGUUGGGAGGGUAAAUCAAAAAUAGUUUCAUCAAAAGUUUGCUGUGAAAGGACAUUGAAAUUGAAGCCCUUUGAUAGAAAGGAGAACAUUAACAUUUGCAAAUUUACUGCUCAGGAAAAAACAGAAACAGUACUGCCAUCGUAUUCAAGAAUUCCUAGUUGCAAAAUGCCAAGGGAAGAGGAAGAUUAUUUAAAUAGAUUCGCCUCCCCUUUCUGGCAGAAUAACUCUUUAUCUGACUUCAAUUUAGAGGCUGAAGAACAAUCGAAGUUAGACCUGUACUGUCAGAGAUUGAAAGGAAACAAUAACAACAAUAAAAAACAUUUAGUAACAGUCACACAAAAUGAAAGAGAAAUUCAAAAUCUUUCUAUAAGCCCAAAUGAAAUUUGCAAUGAAAAAUAUUCCAAGGUCCCCAAACCACAAUCCUUUAAAUAUAAAGAAAAUAAGAAAAACUCAAAACCAUCCUUCUUCCYAGAAGUAUUAAAGAGAGAAAACAUAAAACCCAAGGUUCGAAAAGAAAAAGAUCAUGCCACCAAACCAAAAAAGUCACUUAACAAGGUAGUUAGGAUCCUACCAACCACGCUGCCUACUACAAGAAGUCAUUUAAGGAAAUCUGCGCCAAGGACUUUGCUUCACUGGACUGCACGGAAGACUAUACACGAUUGUUCAGAUAGAUUUGAGGAUCUACAAGAGCCCUCAAUGCAGCAUCUUAAUAAAACAAAAUCAAGAGUAAGACUUUUAGCAAAGAGCCCAGAUGAUAGCCAUAUUCAGGCAAAACAAGCUGCAAGACCUUAUACUGCUCCAGAGCCUAACAAACGACGAGAAURCUACACUGGAAAAUUCACAAGUCCUCGAGUGGUUUCAUCAGGAUUAGCUAAUACAAAUGAUACAACCCCAGAUUAUGAAAUACGUAAAAUGCAACCAAAAAAGAUUAAAAGAGGAUAUUGA
This is a messenger RNA of Urocitellus parryii (Arctic ground squirrel), 5232 nucleotides long. It is a transcript of the gene Catspert, whose product is annotated as catsper channel auxiliary subunit tau. NCBI's taxonomy places the organism in Eukaryota, Metazoa, Chordata, Mammalia, Rodentia, Sciuridae. The record is from RefSeq and is a predicted model, not a curated record.